AUGAAGUUAUUCAACUUAAAGGCGAGCAAUUGUUGGACUGACAAGGGUUUUACGCAGUUGUUAGAAGCCUUAGUAGAAAUGUUUCCCGACGGGAAUGAACUUCCAAACUCCACCUAUGAGGCCAAGAAACUUAUGUGCCCCUUGGGUAUGGAGUAUGAGAAGAUACAUGCUUGUCCCAAUGACUGUGUGUUGUAUCGAAAUGAGUAUGCUGAUUUGCAUGAGUGUCCAAGGUGUGGAGUUUCUCGUUACAAGAUGAAUGAUACUGGUGAGAUGUGUAAGAAAGGGUCUCCGGCUAAGGUAUUAUGGUAUCUUCCAAUUAUACCGAGAUUUAGGAGACUCUUCUCGGAUGAAAAAAAUGCAAAAUUAUUGAGGUGGCAUGCUGAUGGGAGGAAGAAAGAUGGGUUAAUGAGGCAUCCUGCUGAUUCCCCGCAAUGGAGGAACAUUGACCGAAAGUUUAAGGACUUUGGUGAAGAAGAUCGAAAUCUUAGGCUUGGUCUUAGUACAGAUGGAAUGAACCCAUUUGGGACACUAAGUACCCAAUAUAGCACCUGGCCGGUUCUACUAACUAUCUACAAUUUGCCUCCUUGGUUAUGCAUGAAGUCUAGAUACAUUAUGUUUUCCCUUCUAAUAUCUGGGCCUAAACAACCUGGAAAUGACAUUGAUGUGUAUCUAGCGCCUCUCAUUGAAGAUUUGAAAUUGUUGUGGAAUGAAGGUGUCCAAAUGUUUGAUGCAUAUAGUAAAACCAAUUUCACUUUACGUGCCAUGAUUUUUUGUACGAUAAAUGACUUCUCAGCUUAUGGGAAUUUGUCGGGGUACACUGUGAAGGGAAGAACUCCUUGCCCCAUUUGUGAAGAUGAUUUGGAGGCAUUGUGCCUAGACAAUUGUGGCAAGCAAGUAUACAUGGAUAAUCGAAGACAUCUUCCAGAAGACCACCCUUUUCGAUUCAAUAAGGGGUCUUUUAAUGGAAAAGUGGAGUUGAGAGAAGCUCGUGGCCCUUUACGUGCAAGUGUGGUUUAUCAGCGGGUCAAAGAUAUUGAGAAUGAGUUUGGUAAGCCUUACAAAAGCAAAUCAACUCGGGGUUACAAGAAGAAGUCUGAGCUAUGGUCUCUUCCAUAUUGGAGACAUUUGGAAGUUAGACAUUGUCUAGAUGUAAUGCAUAUUGAGAAAAAUAUAUGUGAUGCCAUCGUGGGAACUUUAUUAAACAUGCCAGGAAAGACAAAGGAUGGAGUUAAAGUAAGAAAAGACAUGGCUGCUAUGGGUCGUUCAGAGUUGGCACCCGAAUCUCGAGGAAAACGCUGGUAUCUUCCCCCAGCUUGCUUUACCUUGUCUAAAAAGGAAAAAAUUAGCUUCUGUGAUUCAUUGCAUGGUUUAAAGGUCCCGGCUGGAUUUUCUUCUAAUUUUCGUAGACUUGUGUCAAUGUCUGACUUGAAAUUGGGUGGCAUGAAAUCUCAUGAUUGUCAUGUCUUGAUGCAACAAUUAUUACCAGUUGCCAUUUGA
Molecule: messenger RNA, 1497 nt
Organism: Chenopodium quinoa (quinoa)
Lineage: Eukaryota; Viridiplantae; Streptophyta; Magnoliopsida; Caryophyllales; Amaranthaceae
Exons: 1
Coding region: 1-1497 (498 amino acids)
Source: RefSeq, a predicted model, not a curated record